Messenger RNA from Euleptes europaea (tarantolino), 681 nucleotides. RefSeq names its product BCL2 interacting protein 3 (gene BNIP3). The transcript has 6 exons. The coding region runs from base 53 to 670 and encodes 205 amino acids. Lineage: Eukaryota; Metazoa; Chordata; Lepidosauria; Squamata; Sphaerodactylidae. The record is from RefSeq and is a predicted model, not a curated record. Gene Ontology annotation, cellular component: mitochondrial outer membrane; nucleus; mitochondrial envelope. Gene Ontology annotation, biological process: positive regulation of apoptotic process; mitochondrial outer membrane permeabilization.
GCCCAGCGACCUAAGAGGGACUCGAAAAUAGAAACGCUGCUUCCCAGAAGCAAUGUCAUCGAGCGAGGCGCCCGGGGUGCAAGAGGAGAAUCUGCAGGGUUCCUGGGUGGAACUCCACUUCAGCAGCAACGGGAAUGGUAACGCUGCUCCGCCAGCCGCCCAGGAGCAAGUCCCGGCUUCAAUUUCCAUUUACAAUGGCGACAUGGAGAAGAUUCUUCUCGAUGCCCAGCACGAGUCUGGAAGAAGCAGUUCGCGAGAGAGCUCGCACUGUGACAGCCCUCCUCGUUCCCAAACGCCUCAGGACAUUCUCAGAGCUUCUGAGGUAGAGAGCCGUGGCAGUGGAGAAAAGAAUAGUUCUCAGUCUGAAGAAGAUUUUCUGGAAAGACGGAAAGAAGUUGAACGACUUUUGAAGAAGAAUUCCGACUGGAUGUGGGAUUGGUCCAGCAGGCCAGAGAACAUUCCACCCAAGGAGUUUCUCUUUAAACACCCUAAGCGCACUGCGACCCUCAGCAUGAGAAACACAAGUGUGAUGAAGAAAGGAGGCAUAUUUUCUGCAGAAUUUUUGAAGGUCUUUCUGCCAUCUCUGCUGCUUUCCCAUAUUCUUGCCAUUGGACUAGGGAUUUAUAUUGGAAGACGAUUGACGACCACGCCUUCCAGCAGCUCACUGUAAGAGCGGGAGGG